Messenger RNA from Octopus bimaculoides (California two-spot octopus), 1174 nucleotides. Its product is annotated as protein white. NCBI's taxonomy places the organism in Eukaryota, Metazoa, Mollusca, Cephalopoda, Octopoda, Octopodidae. The record is from RefSeq and is a predicted model, not a curated record. Gene Ontology annotation, cellular component: membrane. Gene Ontology annotation, molecular function: ABC-type transporter activity.
UUCGCUAAUCUAAUCUUUGUGCCUUCCUUGCAGGUCUUUACGAUGACUUCGAAACAUUUGUAGUGUCUUGUUGUGUGUUGGUAUUCGUCAGUAAUAUAGCAGGAUCUUUCGGUUUCCUCAUAUCUGCCAUGGCAGGAACUGUGCAGACAGCCCUUGCGUUAGCACCACCAUUACUGGCUCCCCUGAUGCUGUUUGGCGGCCUUUUCCUUAACACCGGGAGUAUUCCUGACUAUUUUAUUUGGCUGAAAUACAUUUCCUGGUUCAGUUAUUCUGUAGAAGUGAUCACCGUUAACCAAUGGGAAAAUGUGCAGAACAUCACCUGUAAAAAAUACGAACCAUGCAAAUUCUCAACUGGCGAAGAUGUUAUUAAGUUUUUAAAUUUUUCCGAGGAGAAUUAUAAGUUGGAUUUCAUUAUGAUGGCUGUUCUCUUCGUUGGUUUCCGUUUGGUCGGCUAUUUCUGCCUACUGCUCCGUGCUAGAUGUUGUUCAAGAAACUCUUGUUGCUGCUAAACAACAAUUAACAUUUGGAACGGCACUCGACCUUUAGAACAGUUAAACACCAAAGAAUGAUUGAUACAAUUAUUAAACAUCAAACGUUCAUACAACAACUAAACCCAAAGUGUGGUCUCUGCUGCAAAAAUAACAAUUAUUGCUGCCAAACACCAAGUGUUUUUUUUUUUUUUGCUAAACACCAAAUAUUCGUACUGAUUUAGAGCUAAAUGUCAAUUUUAUAAAAAUAUGCCAAAUGUUUUUGGCUGCAAAACUUCAACAAUUUUCUCUUCUGACAUAAAACAACAAAAUAUCUGGCAGUGAAAUAACAGACGUUGAUAUAAUAACUAAACGAGCUGAUCAUCAUUUUAAUACAAAAUACCAAAAUGUCUUUUGCUUCCAAGACUUCAAGAAAUAUUUUUAUUACUGUUAAACAUCAAGUGUUUUUGCUGUCAAAUCCGAAAAAAUCAUUUCUUCUGCUGCGAAACGUCGAACGCUUUUGUAAUUAAACGUCAACAAGUUUGAUACUACGCGACGCGUUUCUUUGCUGAUGAACACCAAAUAUUGUUAAAACAGUUAAACAUUAACCAUUUAUUAUUUAAUAUAAACUAUUGUAAAAUCGAGUAAAUUUAUGAUUGUUUAAUAAAAUGUUCUUGUAAAAAAAAAUCGAUAUAUGUCUCUAUGUA